Molecule: messenger RNA, 1950 nt
Organism: Boleophthalmus pectinirostris (great blue-spotted mudskipper)
Lineage: Eukaryota; Metazoa; Chordata; Actinopteri; Gobiiformes; Gobiidae
Product: sodium/potassium/calcium exchanger 2-like
Exons: 12
Coding region: 1-1950 (649 amino acids)
Biological process (GO): intracellular calcium ion homeostasis; long-term synaptic potentiation; calcium ion transmembrane transport
Cellular component (GO): membrane
Molecular function (GO): calcium, potassium:sodium antiporter activity; calcium channel activity
Source: RefSeq, a predicted model, not a curated record
AUGGAUUCAGAUAAACCCUGUGUAGAGAUGUGUGAGCAGGGACCCCCGCUGGGCCCUGCCUGUAAGAGGCCGCUCAGCCGAUGUGUGCGGAAAAAGCUGAGACCUUUACGAAUCGUGGGCUUGCUCUUCAGCCUUCUGGCCCUAAGUGCUGUCUCCCUCAGUGCCUUGAGCUGGACUUCAGGUGGCCUCAAUGAUCCAGCACUGCCUCCACACAGUCUGAGUCAGACAGCCCCCCACAGGACUCUACUUUUCACCCAAAACCAGAGGGACCCCAAUGUAUCAGUGGACAUGCCAAUAGCCAUGAAAUCUACAGCCAAUACCAAUCAUAGCCAAGGUGAUUACCCACCGGACCUCUUCUCCAUGGCCAUGAGGCGUCAGGGCGCUGUGGUCCUUCACAUGUUUGGCAUGAUCUACAUGUUCAUAGCCUUAGCCAUAGUGUGUGAUGAGUUUUUUGUCCCAGCACUGACAGUUAUCACAGAGAAACUGGCCAUCUCUGAUGACGUAGCAGGAGCCACCUUCAUGGCUGCAGGUGGCUCUGCCCCAGAGCUCUUCACCUCCAUCAUAGGAGUGUUCAUCUCACACAGUAACGUCGGCAUAGGGACCAUCGUGGGCUCUGCUGUUUUCAACAUUCUCUUUGUCAUCGGGAUGUGUGCCAUUUUCUCCAAGGAGAUCCUAAACCUGACCUGGUGGCCGCUCUUCAGAGAUGUAUCCUUCUACAUCCUGGACCUUAUAAUGCUUAUCAUCUUUUUCUUGGAUAACAUCAUCUCUGUGUGGGAGAGCAUCUCACUGCUGUCCGCGUACGCUGCCUACGUCAUCUUCAUGAAGUGCAACACGAAAGUGGAGGGCUUUGUCAAAGACUGCAUGAACAAGAACCAAGUGGUGGAGGUGGAAGUGCAGCCCAAGGAUGAGAAGGCGAGUCCCGGGGCUCCUGAGGACGACACCAAGCUGUCGGCACGACCUCGACUCCAGAGAGGAGGGAGCUCAGCCUCUUUACACAACAGUCUGAUGAGAAACAGCAUCUUCCAGCUCAUGAUCCACACACUGGACCCUUUAAGUGAAGAAUUUGCUGACUCUGAGCUUGGGACUUAUGGGAAACUAAAAUAUUAUCACUCAAUGACUGAAGAAGGUAAAUUCAGAGAGAAGGCGUCCAUUCUGCAUAAGAUUGCUAAAAAGAAAUGCCAAGUGGAGGACAGUGAGAAGGCCAAUGGGGUUGCGAGUCGUGCAGAAAAUAACCUUCCGAACAGCUCCAGCGUCGAAGUGGAGGUCACCCCACCCAUGAAUGGAACAGCUGGCCAAGAAGGAGAAACGGCAGAGGAGGAGGAGGAGGAAGACCAGCCCCUGAGCCUGUCCUGGCCCGAGUCCAACCGCAAGCGCUUCACCUACCUCUUCAUCAUGCCCAUUGUCCUCCCGCUGUGGCUCACGCUGCCAGACGUCAGGAAACCGACUUCAAAGAAAUUCUUCCCCGUCACUUUUCUGGGUUCCAUCUGCUGGAUCGCAGGAUUCUCCUACCUGAUGGUGUGGUGGGCACACCAGGUUGGAGAGACGAUUGGGAUUACCGAGGAGAUUAUGGGUCUGACUAUAUUAGCAGCUGGAACCUCUAUCCCUGACCUCAUCACUAGUGUUAUUGUUGCACGCAAAGGCCUCGGUGACAUGGCUGUAUCCAGUUCUGUAGGCUCCAAUAUCUUUGACAUCACCGUUGGACUCCCAUUCCCGUGGUUACUGUGGUCCUCUGUCAAUGGUUUCAUUCCAGUCCAGGUCAGCUCCAAAGGUCUCUUCUGCGCCAUCGUGCUGCUCUUCCUCAUGCUGCUCUUCGUCAUCAUCUCCAUCGCCGCGUGCAAGUGGCGCAUGAGCAAACUGUUGGGCUUCAUUAUGUUCAUGCUGUACUUUGUCUUCCUGGUGGUCAGUGUCAUGCUGGAGGAUAAGAUCAUCCCCUGCCCCGUGUCCAUUUAA